UAAAAUUUUUUUCUCUUUAUUAUUGUAAAGAUUCCUUUUUUAAAAUGGACAGAGUUACUCAGCUUCAAGACCGCGUUGAUUUAUUAGCUUGGUACUUUUGCGAUACACUCCGUAUGAUUCCCCAAAGUUUCAAUCCAGCCGAACUUGAAGGGAUAAAAGAUCCAGUUUCAAAGCCUGAUUUUGUAGAUUAUUCUCUUCGCUAUCAAUUUUUCUCCAAAAAAAUUUGUCAGACAGUCAAAGAAAUAUUGGUUUUAGCUGAUUCUCUUCCAAGUCCUGAGAGCACUGAAGCUAUCCAGAAUUUUUCUUUGCAGGAGCUCGAAAAGGAGCAAUUAGCAUUAACACAAGAAUAUUACGCACAACUUGAAAAAACCCAAAGUAAACUUUCAUUAAUAAAAGAAGCCAUACAUAUUUUUACUGAAGAAAGUCACGUGACGGACGCGCUUCUCGCUCAAAAUAAAAGCGCCGAAAAGCUCUAGUACUUUAUAUGUUUGGAAAAUAUUUUAUUCCUGUUCACGGAUUCGCUG
Molecule: messenger RNA, 524 nt
Organism: Zophobas morio
Lineage: Eukaryota; Metazoa; Arthropoda; Insecta; Coleoptera; Tenebrionidae
Product: mediator of RNA polymerase II transcription subunit 21-like
Exons: 6
Coding region: 45-476 (143 amino acids)
Biological process (GO): regulation of transcription by RNA polymerase II
Cellular component (GO): mediator complex
Molecular function (GO): transcription coregulator activity
Source: RefSeq, a predicted model, not a curated record